This is a messenger RNA of Myripristis murdjan (pinecone soldierfish), 3098 nucleotides long. It is a transcript of the gene tril, whose product is annotated as TLR4 interactor with leucine-rich repeats. Gene Ontology annotation, molecular function: protein binding. NCBI's taxonomy places the organism in Eukaryota, Metazoa, Chordata, Actinopteri, Holocentriformes, Holocentridae. The coding region runs from base 1 to 2544 and encodes 847 amino acids. Gene Ontology annotation, cellular component: plasma membrane. The record is from RefSeq and is a predicted model, not a curated record. The transcript has a single exon.
AUGGAUACCAGGAAUUUCGUGGCUGUCAUAUGCUUUUUCUUGCUGUCGCUCAUCUCGUCGUCGGCGGCGACGGGCUUUUGUGCGGACCACUGUGACUGUCAGCACCCACAACACCUCCUGUGCACAAACCGCGGGCUGCGCACUGUGCCCAAAGCCGCUCCACAGGUCCCCGAGGAGGUGCUGGUCUUCAGCCUCGGGGGAAACUUCAUCGUCAACAUCUCUGCCUUCGACUUCACACGGUACAGUAACCUCAAAAGGUUGAAUUUACAGUACAAUCAGAUACAAACCGUUCACCCCAAAGCAUUUGAGAAACUCUCCAAGUUGGAGGAGCUGUACUUGGGACAUAAUCAAUUAUCAACAAUACCCGCUGGGACUUUACAACCCCUGAAGAAAUUAACUAUUUUGUAUAGUAAUAAUAAUGACAUCAAGAAGAUCACACCAGAGCUCCUUACCAACUUGGAUAGCCUUGUUAAACUACGUCUGGAUGGCAAUGCAAUAGAGCUGUUGCAGGAGUCUGUGUUUAAGAGUUUGACUAAUCUACAUUAUCUCCACCUGGAAUCCAACCAGCUGCAGCACAUUCACAGAAACACUUUCUCUAAACUCACCAAACUGCGCUUCCUAAACCUGGCUCAUAACAAGCAGUCAGCUUUGCGCAGUGUUUUCACCUUUUCCCAACUCAAAGCUUUGACAACUCUGCUGCUCUCUGAAAACGAAAUUCAAUACAUUGGCAACCAUGUCUUCCAAAAUCUGAAAAAGCUGUCCAAACUCUCCCUCAGCAACAACAGAAUCUCUCGUCUGGACAGUGGGGCUCUGAAGGGAUUGUCAAGCCUCAGAGAGUUACUGAUUGAUGGCAAUGAGCUGGAGGAAAUCCCCGCUGGUCUCCUCAACCCUCUGGAGCGCCUAGAGGAGCUAGACUUCAGUCGCAAUCGGAUUUCCAAUGUGGACUCUGCGGCUUUUACACAAUUGAAACAUCUGAGGGUGCUGAAGCUCAAGAACAACUUCCUCACCAGUCUCUCUGGUGACAUUUUUGCUCUAAACAACGUGCUUUACAACUUGGAUCUCCAUGGCAAUAACUGGACGUGUGACUGUCGCCUGGAGGAACUGAAAAAAUGGAUGACUUCUGCACAUUCUCAGGGCAAAUUGUUGACUGUUUUCGUGCAGUGUCAUCACCCAGUAACUCUGAGGGGGAAAUAUUUGGACUAUGUGAACAGCUCCCAGCUGCAGCCCCUUGGGAAUUGGACCCACUCAUGUGGGAACCAAGCUAGGCCUGAGGAGAGCCGGGGAGGGGAAGUCUUGGAGAAGGAAGUGGAGCAUGAGAGGAGAGGAAGGGGAGAUGCAAUGCAGCAGGAGGAGCCAGCAUGGAAAACUGAACAAGACCUGGUGAAGAAAGGAGGGAGAAGGAGGGGAGAGGUGGAGGAGAAAGAAGCAGGAGGCUCAGACAGGACAGAAGAGGGAAACAAGGAGGGCAUGAUGAGAGAGGGAGAGAAAAGGAAACGAGAGGGACAGGAAGAGGUGGGAAUCCAGGGAGAUCAAGGGGGUCCUGAAGUGGUAGAAAGCUCUCCUUCUCUGGAGAGAAAGACAGCAAAGAAAGAAUCAGUCAGUCGGUCACGUCCUGCCACCAAAGCGGCAGGGAAACUUGCCAAAGGUAGACGAAAGUCAAAUACCAUUUCUAGAACAGAUCCACCACUCUUUUCCACAGUGACCACACCAAGUCUCUCUAGCAAUCAUGACAAACACCCCCAUUAUCCAAACACAGGGCGCACCACUGCUUCUCCUGCCCAAUCAGGAGAGAAGUUUGAUCUUCUGAGGGCAGGGCAAGAGGACACCCUUCCUGUAAUCACAGACCCCUGUGUGUUUAACCGCCAUUUCAUCACUAAUGUGUCAGUAGAUCAAAUCACAUCCAGUACUGUCACUGUCCACUGGACCACCAGGGAGCAUCACCGCUACACACCAGGACCUGGACCGGGGCUGGACGAGGUCCACUACCGGGUUCUGUUUGAUCGUUUUGGAACACCAGAUCGAUUCCCUCGUUAUGUUUACGCCCGUGGCGCAGCUCGCUCUGUGACCCUUCGGGAACUCAGCUCAGAUGUCACUUACAUGGUGUGUGUUGAGGGAGUGGUGGGUGGGUCUGUGUGUCAUGUGGCGCCCCGUGACCACUGUGCCGGAUUGGUCACUCUCCUGGAGGGUCACAGCAAAGGUGGAGGGCUGACCUCUGACCUCCACCUGGUGACUGUGGCAACGCUGGCUGGGAAUGCUGUACUCCUGCUGGUGAUUGGUGGGGCCUGGCUGGGGCGGAGUUUGAAGCGGAGGUUGCAGAAGAGGAAGUCGGCGGUGCACGUGCGGCACAUGUACUCCACCCGGCGACCGUUUCGUCCAUCCAUGGCAACUGCUGCAGUUUCCGCUGACUUUACCAGUUACCAGAGCAGCCGUCCACCACGACUUGGACCUUUAGAGGAGGGGGAUCUCAUUGAGUUUCCGUGUGACCGUUUCCUUGACAACAACACUGCCCGCAGAGACAGUGACAUGCAGAGAUUCUCUGACUAAAACCACAAGGACAAUGACAAGGAACAAUCUGUAUAUUGGAAAAAAAAUUGCAUACCCCAGCCUGGAAAUUGGACAUGCUGUGUUUUGUUUUGCUAUUGUCCUGAGUGUAUUAGAUCAAAGCUUUACAAUAUAGAAAGUCUCAUCACCUGAUACCGUGCAAUUUCACACUAAAACCAUGAGCAUGGUUGUGGCUUUAAAAAUUCAAAGACAACAUAUUACCAGUUUGUAUUUUUGUUGUGCAUUUGCCCACAAGACAAACACUGUUGAAACAGCUGAGCUCAUCAGGGCCUUCCCAGACACUACAGGAAGUCAAUCCCUCUGACUUCCUCUUCCUGCCUUGUGCCUUUCCUCUUUAAUUUCCUGGCACCUGCAAGUGUUUCUCAAUGUGUGCUUUGGUGUGAGUGCAUGUGUGCAAGUGUAUGUAUGCAUGAGUAAUCAUCCACUGAUUUCAACCAUGGUGCUAAAAUUGAAUUCACAGACAUCAUAAUGUCUUGUCAUAUGACUUUGUACAGUAUGUAAUGAUGGCUGCUGGUUGGCAGAAAACAAAUACUUGU